AUGAAAUCUCGGACGAAUGGUUUAAAGGAAAGUCCUGAUUUUUCAGCAAGUAGUUCAGCAGAAUAUAGCGAAAGUGAUGAUGACAGUGAUCGACAUUCAACAACGUCAUUAGUCGAGGUACAUUCAAGAGACAGGAGAAGUCAAAAUGGGAAGAGAGGAAAAGAACAAAAGCGAAGAGAGUUCGAGCAUUCCGAUGAUGACAGCUUACCCGUAAAAUUCAGUCGGAAAAAUGACGAGUAUUUCAGAAGACAAGAUUCGUCAUCUAAUCGUGGCCAUCGAUUUUAUCAGUCACAUCGUUCACGAUCGCCGAAAGUUCAAGAUGGAAAUCAAAGACGAACUGCAAAACGUGGUGAAGAAUAUAGGAGACGAAGUCGUUCUAGAGAAGAUUAUAAGAGAAGAAGCAGUCGUUCAUGGUCUCAUGAACGGUGUUAUGUAUCUAAAUCUUGGAAAAUGCCAAGGUCAUCACAUUCGCCAGCCUUCACAGAACGUGGAGAUAUCAAAAAAGAAUUCAGCGGUGACGAAAGCAGUGAUCAUCAAGAGUUGGAUGCACGAAAAAAGAAUGCACGAGAAGAUGCUAUCUGGACAGAACGUCGCAAGGAGCGUGAACGACGUUGUGAAUGGGGCGUACGCAGUGUUUGGGGACGUUCUCCUCUUAUGCAUGAAAUACACCAAGUAUAUGAGGAGUAUGAAAGAGUGGAGGAAGAGCUUCGAAAGGAGGAGGAACAGCUACCACAACCUUUGAAUAUUAAGGCUGCUGAAAUAGCAAAAAAAUCGAGAAAAGAGAAAGGAAAGAAAAAGAAGCACAAGAAAAAACAUAAAAAAUCAUCGAAUGAGAGUGAAGAAGAAUGGGUAGAAGUGACAGCUGAAAUGAGAGAAGCUGAAGCAGCCCGAGAGAAAUUAGAAGAAGCUGCAAUGAUAGGACCCGCAAUACCAGAUCAUCUUCAACAGAAACAUGCUGCUUUAAUCGAUACUACAAAAAGAGUGAACUAUGGGAAGGAUAUGUUACGGGGAGAAGCAGCAGCGAUGGCUUCUUAUAUUGCACAAGGAAAACGAAUACCUCGACGUGGUGAAAUAGGUCUUUCAUCAGCAGAAAUUUCAGAAUAUGAAAAAAUAGGUUAUGUGAUGAGCGGUACAAGGCAUAAAAGUAUGGAAGCAACUCGUUUGAGAAAAGAAAAUCAGGUUAUGACAGCUGAAGAGAAACGUCUUUUGAGUGGUUUUACUCAUGAUGAACGAAAGAAAAAAGAAGAAAUUGUGUUGCAGCAAUUCAGAAGUUUUAUCGAAUCAAAGAAAGGGAAAAAUUAG
Messenger RNA from Brugia malayi, 1302 nucleotides. RefSeq lists its product as hypothetical. Gene Ontology annotation, biological process: regulation of gene expression. Bases 1 to 1302 code for a protein of 433 amino acids. Lineage: Eukaryota; Metazoa; Nematoda; Chromadorea; Rhabditida; Onchocercidae. Gene Ontology annotation, cellular component: nucleus. The record is from RefSeq and is a predicted model, not a curated record. The transcript has 8 exons. Gene Ontology annotation, molecular function: chromatin binding.